CAUCCACCAGGAGCAUCACUGGGAGACAAUCAUCGAGGAAAGCUCAGCAUCUGGUAUUUUGUUGUGUUGUGAAAAGAAGGGUUUAUUUUUAUUAACAUAUUGACAUAGGACAUUGAUAAUGGAGAAGAUGAGUUACACGUUCAGUCAGCAAUAUGAGGAGAAAAUUCGCCCUUGUAUCGACACUAUCGAUAAUUUACGGUCUCUGGGAGUCGAAAAGGACCUCGCGUUGCCUGCCAUCGCCGUCAUAGGAGACCAAAGCUCGGGAAAGAGUUCGGUUCUGGAGGCGCUGUCAGGAGUUCCGUUACCCAGGGGCAGUGGGAUUGUUACACGAUGCCCUCUUGAGCUCAAGAUGAUAAGGAGUAAAGAGGAUGAGAAAUGGCAUGGGAGAAUCAGUUACCAAAACCACGAGGAAGACUUUGAUGACCCAGCGGAAGUGGAGAAAAAGAUCCGUGAAGCCCAAGAUGAGAUGGCUGGAGCAGGUGUUGGUAUCAGUGAAGAACUCAUCAGUCUGCAGAUCACCUCUGCCAAUGUUCCUGACCUCACUCUCAUUGACCUCCCUGGCAUUGCGCGAGUGGCUGUCAAGGGUCAACCUGAGAACAUUGGAGAUCAGAUUAAGAGACUGAUCAGGAUGUUCAUUACCAAGCAGGAAACAAUCAAUCUGGUUGUGGUGCCAUGCAAUGUUGACAUCGCCACCACAGAAGCAUUGCAGAUGGCUCAGGCAGAGGAUCCCGAGGGCGAAAGGACUUUAGGCAUCUUAACAAAGCCAGACCUGGUGGACAAGGGCACUGAAGGGACAGUUGUAGACAUUGUCCACAAUGAGGUCAUUCACCUCACUAAAGGCUACAUGAUUGUAAGGUGCAGAGGGCAAAAAGAGAUUAUGGAUCAGGUCACUCUAAAUGAGGCUACAGAAACAGAGAGUGCCUUCUUCAAAGACCAUCCUCAUUUCAGGAAACUUUAUGAAGAAGGUUUUGCUACUAUUCCCAAGUUGGCAGAGAAACUAACAAUUGAGUUGGUUCAUCACAUUCAGAGGUCCCUACCUCGUUUAGAAGAGCAAAUCCAGACCAAGCUUGCUGAAACACAGAAGGAACUGGAAGCGUAUGGUGAUGGACCCCCGUCAGACCCUGCAGAAAGACUCAGCUUUUUCAUUGAUAAAGUUACAGCUUUUACAUGUGACACUCUCAACCUGACGACUGGAGAGGAGGUUAAAUCCGCAUCAAAACUGCUGAUUUUUCCAGAACUUCGACAGGAAUUUGCCUAUUGGAAUAGCUUCUUAGACUCUUCAGGAUAUUCUUUCAAACUGAAGAUUGAAGAAGAAGUUGAUAACUAUGAAGUGAAGUACCGGGGACGAGAACUCCCAGGUUUCAUCAAUUACAAGACCUUUGAGGGCCUUGUCAGGGAACAGAUGAAGUUGUUGGAGGAACCUGCGUUAAAGAUGCUGAAGAACGUCUCUGACAUGGUUAAAAAGAAGUUCAUCCAGUUGGCCCAGAGCAGCUUCACCGGUUUUCCUAUUCUUCUAAAAAUAGCAAAGACUAAGAUCGAAGCCAUCAAGCAGGAUAAAGAGUGCUUGGCGGAAUCCAUGCUGAGGACUCAAUUCAAGAUGGAGCUCAUAGUUUACACUCAAGAUGGCACAUACAGUCAGAGCCUACUUCGCUCAAAAGAAAAGCGGGAAGAGGACGAGGAAGACACAGAAAACUUUGACUGCAUGACUGUAGGGAUUGCCACAAGCAAUCAUGCUACUUUGAGUGAGAUGAAGCUGCAUCUCGAGUCCUACUACAUGAUUGCAAGCCAGCGUCUAGCUGAUCAGAUCCCAAUGGUGAUCCGCUAUCUGCUGCUGCAAGAAGCCGCUUUGGAGCUGCAAAGGAGCAUGCUGCAACUGCUGCAAGAUAAAGACGGUGUAGACGACAUGCUUAAAGAGGAUUUUGACAUUGGUCAAAAGCGGGAAAACUUACUGAGCCGCCAGAAACGUUUAAUGAAAGCACAAAACCUCUUGGCUACCUAUUAGGAUUCUCUUCAUAGUCAAUUAUAACUGUUUUAAUGCUACAAAUUAUAUAUAGCUUGAAAAAUGUAGCACAUGGAACAAACGUGUAAACUUGCACGCGAUAUUUGUUGAAGAAACAUGCAGAGAUGUAAAUAUUCUUUGCAGCAAUCUGCAUAUGCGUAGCUUUAAGAGCUCAAAUGUUGGUUAUUUUCAUUUAUAUUCAUUAAACUGGUUCUUUCAGCUUAAA
This is a messenger RNA of Danio rerio (zebrafish), 2225 nucleotides long. The record is from RefSeq and is a predicted model, not a curated record. Lineage: Eukaryota; Metazoa; Chordata; Actinopteri; Cypriniformes; Danionidae.